Liolophura sinensis is the source of this 1939-nucleotide messenger RNA. RefSeq lists its product as uncharacterized. The transcript has a single exon. Lineage: Eukaryota; Metazoa; Mollusca; Polyplacophora; Chitonida; Chitonidae. Bases 214 to 1302 code for a protein of 362 amino acids. The record is from RefSeq and is a predicted model, not a curated record.
ACCGACUUCAACAGGGCGAGACCUAUCUAAACGCUUGUCAUAUUCUCGUGAAAUGAUACAGGUGUAUUUGUGCUUAGCUAUGAGUUUGGAAUAGAUAAACAUACCUCUAUGACAGUUAGCCGAUGUGACCUAUUGUCUGGCCGUGCGUUAUUGGUGAACUGGAUGUCACUUCAAUCCCCUCGAAUAUAGGCCCAUCUAACCCUGAUCACCGCAAUGCAACACCUCAGGCCGUCUGACAUCUUUUUUACACAACGUUGUGUAAGUAAUCAUUUUAAGAAAGGGACAGCGCAUAGUGGUUAUUCCAUUGGCCUAACUCUGGACGAUUUGUGUACGGGCAGAUGUACAGUGUCUGACAUACCCACGAUUAACGUAAUGUGGGAGCAUGGUAAAUGGUGGACAGCGGAUAACAGGAGACUGUGGGUGUUCCGGCAGUACGAGAGACUGGGCGGAUGUACAACCAUUCCCGUUAUCAGGACGUACUGGAUCGACCCACGAAAGAAAUCCACAAUGAAUGGAGGUGAAAGUGUUGAGAUUCGCAACAAUUUUCCAGGUGGUACAUGGUGGACAGAGCUGAGUGGCUCUCUAUCCACAGCCAAUAGGACACCCAUGCUAUUUGGUAUAGAGGACAAACUGGCCAAUUUGUCUUUGAGGAACAACCAGGAUUUAAGAGAUGCAAGUUCUGUGACGAGAAUCAGAAGUACAUCGCCAUGCAUGUCAACUGAUGACGAGUUGUUCGGGUUAUUACGGAGCAAGACCAGCCUUCAACCUCGGUCCUUCGCUAUGGGACAGGCAAGCACUGGUUGGACGAGGGACACAACUGAGCAGACAGGAGUUCUUACUCUGCAGCCAGCACCCGCGAGCACCCGCUUGAUCCGGCCAGAGAUGAACAGAAUUUCAGCUGCUGUCAGCCGGCCUCCAUCAUUUUCAAUUCUUGAACCUGAAAAAGUAAAGUUUACCAAGAGACAGAUUAGUUUGAGUAUGGAUGGUCGCUUCCCCUCUGCCCCGAGCUCUGUGUACAAGCUGUGGAUGAACCUGGUGGAUGGGGCAGUGAUUCCGGAAUACAUCCCACCAAUAGACGUCUACCAGAUGGACGGGAACUACUGGGUGGUGUCCGGCAAUAAGCGGCUAUGGGCCUUCAGACAGGCGGCCAACAUGUUACCUGGCCUCCUGAUACAGGCCCAGGUGCACACGGGUGACCAGAGGGAAUUCCUGCGAAGGGUGAACGAGAACAACCAGUCGUACCAGUCUUUAGAAGAUGUGCUAUCUAAUGGAGAUGAUGUGGACAUUGUGGACGUGGCAUAGAUUUAAACUAUACAGGUCAUAACCAUAACCGAAAUGUUAUGGUGGUGAUGUGAAAGAGUUUGUCUGGCUUACAAUUACCAUGAAAUAGGAGUGGUACUUUUACCCGGUAUGCAAGGCAGGAAAACUGCAUAGCCAAAACACCCUUCUUUGUUAAAAAUACAGGUCAGUGUGUUGCCAGACUGCCACCUUUGUUGACAACCUGGAUGUGCCUGUUAACAUUUAAAGGUGACCUCAUAUGAAGGGAGUGGACAGAAUUAGCCAUAUCUUCACAGGUCUUCCACUGGUCUGUAACAGGGUGUACUAUAGCUGUCCUGUUUGGAUGUUUUUAGCAUUUAGACAUUGAAACUUGGUGCACAAGCUUGUCUUGAUAUACUUUGAUGUGUGUAAUUUUGAAAUUUGUGAUUUGUGGUAGAGUUAAACAGGCCAUAGAUAUCAGUACCAAGUUUGAGAAAACUCGUGGAGACCAUACAGUUUAGUUCUCACGGUGAUUUUCGAUGCAAGGAUUUUGGCACUAUGAUUGUUUAAUUGUCAUUUUUAUUUCAUUUCCUCACAGUUCAUGUUCACACAAAAGUACAUGUACAUCAUGUUUCUAUACAGUUUUUCUUGUUUUUAGAAUUAUUAUUUAAACUGAAUUUGA